AUGCAAGACCUUACGAACAAUAACAACAACCUCCCACAAAGGGCAUUGGUAAAGGAUAUUAUGUUGUCUAAAGGAAAGCACUUGGUAGUAAGCGCAUCAGAUGGAACAAGUACACAGUAUUCAUACGAGGAUAUAUUAGAGUUCUUUAAAGAGAGAAUGUCUUCAGAUAAUAAUGAUAGCAAGAUGAACUAUUGGAUCGAAAUGCAAACACUGGAAGAGUCAGAGAUCACCGAGAUAUGCAAGACAUUGGGUAUUCAUUCAUUGACUGUUAGAGAUAUCAUUGAAAGAGAGACAAGAGAGAAAUGCGAGUUCUUUAGCAAUCAUCUGUUUGUUGUAGUCAAUGAGAUACAUUAUGAAGAUGGCUCCAAUCAUUUGGUCAGUGGCGUUUUGAAUAUCAUACUGUUUAAGAAUAUGAUAUUGACAUUCCAUCAUGAGCCACUGAUAAGCACAUCACAGGUGAUGCGAAUGAUCACCUACUCACCCACUGGAACACUGCCUUCCGCCGCCUGGAUCAUCUAUGCCUACCUGGACUGCAUCAUAGAUCUCUACAUUGACCUUGUCGACAAGUUGAUGAUGGAGACACAGUCCCUCGAUGAGCUUGUACUUGUACUGACCGGAAUGAAGCAAAACGAACUGUUCACGCGAAUUGGCAUGGCUGGCAGGCGUCUUGUGAGUCUGCACAGUGGUGUCUUUGGCAAGAGUGAGAUCAUAUCAAUUAUGUUAAGAGAUGAGAAGCUGAUACCUUCAAACAUGUUGAGAUACUUGAGGAAUGUCCAGGAUCAUGUGUUUAGGAUGCUCCAGAAGCUGACGCUGUCUCAACGUCUGUUGGCAAACAUGAACAAUAUUUACAUGGCGAGGAUGUCGCUCGAGGUCAGUGAGUCGUCAAACCUCAUCAAUAGGAGCAUGCGCAAGUUCACAGCGGUCAGCACUGUGUUUGUGCCGCUCUCCCUACUCUCUGGCAUCAUGGGCAUGAACGUCUACGUCCCCUUCAUGGUGGGAUACUUCCCAGGUGGCCAUGACUACUAUGCAUUCAUCGUGGUCAUAAUCAUCAUGGCACUCUUUGGAUCGACUACUGCAUUCCUAUUCAAGAAGAAUGGAUGGAUCUAA
Molecule: messenger RNA, 1107 nt
Organism: Acytostelium subglobosum LB1
Lineage: Eukaryota; Evosea; Eumycetozoa; Acytosteliales; Acytosteliaceae
Exons: 4
Coding region: 1-1107 (368 amino acids)
Biological process (GO): magnesium ion transmembrane transport; intracellular magnesium ion homeostasis
Cellular component (GO): membrane
Molecular function (GO): magnesium ion transmembrane transporter activity
Source: RefSeq, a predicted model, not a curated record